ACAAGGUCAUCACCAUUCAUCAGUUACCAAGGACAACAUUACAUUUAACCUAAGUUUUCAAACAAGAUGGAUCUAAUUGCUCACAUACAAAAUUUCCACGCUUAUCUUUGUCAUGAUAUAGAUCCUCGGGUAAAAGAUUGGCUUUUUAUGAGUGACCCAAUACUGCCAACUCUUAUAGUGAUAGCCUAUCUAUUGUUUGUAUAUUACGGACCAAAAUGGAUGGAAGAAAGAAAGCCGUUCCAUUUACAGAAUAUUCUUGUAGUUUACAACUUCUCAUUGAUGAUAUUUUGUGCAUAUAUAGUCCGCGAGUUUCUGCUAGGAGGCUGGAUGUACGAAUAUUCUUUUGGCUGUCAGACUGUGGAUUAUUCUAAUUCACCAACCGCUCUACGGAUGGCAGGGGCAGUGUGGCUGUUUUUCAUUGCGAAGUUUGUAGAGCUGAUGGAUACGGUAUUUUUUAUCUUACGUAAAAAGAACAGUCAGGUGACAUUUCUGCACGUGUUUCAUCACGGUUGUUUGCCAAUGUUCUGGUGGUGGGGAGUCAAAUCUGUACCAGGGGGUUUUGGUACAUUCCAUGGGUUGGUAAAUUGUUGUGUCCACGUUGUCAUGUAUUUUUAUUAUGGUUUGGCGGCAUUAGGACCAAAGUAUCAAAAGUACCUAUGGUGGAAGCAAUAUGUAACAAUAUUUCAGUUG
Molecule: messenger RNA, 690 nt
Organism: Ruditapes philippinarum (Manila clam)
Lineage: Eukaryota; Metazoa; Mollusca; Bivalvia; Venerida; Veneridae
Product: elongation of very long chain fatty acids protein 7-like
Biological process (GO): fatty acid elongation, saturated fatty acid; fatty acid elongation, monounsaturated fatty acid; sphingolipid biosynthetic process
Cellular component (GO): endoplasmic reticulum membrane
Molecular function (GO): fatty acid elongase activity
Source: RefSeq, a predicted model, not a curated record